GCUGGCCCCGACCGGUCCAGGGGCCCGAACGCGACCUUAGACAAGUCUGCCACCCCGGGUCUCCCCUGCUUCGGCCUCCGGUGCAGGGCACGUCCCGUGGCAGUGAAGCCCGAGCGGGGGUGUGGGGGUGGGGAACUGAGGCAAGAACCGCACUUUAAUUCCGCCCCUGCCCCUGGAGGCCGCCCUCGCAGCGGUGGCUACAAACUUUAGCGUCUCAUAAGUUACGGAGGUGUAUGAUGCCCGGUGAGGUUGUGACUGGAAAGAAAGGGGCUGGGUAAAUAACCGAGGUGCGGGUAAGCAGGGCUGGAAGCCCAGAGUGGGAGGCGGCGCACCUCGUUCCCGCGCAGGCCCCUCGGAACCCGGGUCUUUCGCUCCCCUCUGGCACCGAAGUUUAAGGGCCCGGCCCGCUUCCGCGGCGCAAGUGAGCAACUCCAGGAAGUCGGCGCGGGACAGAGGACCCAACCCCUCGCCGGAACCCGGCCAGAGGACCGCUCCCCUGACCCGAGGAGAAACAGAGGCCAGAAGGGGACAGCCUCCCCGAUGUCAGCGGCAGGGGCUGUUUCAGAGCCAGGCUCGGUGGCUGGAACCCUCCAGGAAGAGGGCUCUCCUAGAACAGGAGCAUGAGCCUGGCCCCACACAGGAGCGCUUGGAGCACUUGGUCCCUGCGGCGCUGGAUGCCAUGAGUUGCUAAAAGUGAGCCUGUCUUUUCAGCUGUCUUGGGGCACAGUGUCGGGGGCACAGAGCCAUGUCUGAUCUGCUCCUCCUGGGCCUGAUUGGGGGCCUGACUCUGCUGCUGCUGCUGACACUGCUGGCCUUUGCCGGGUACUCAGGGCUGCUGGCCAGGGUGGCGGUGAGUGCCGGCUCACCUCCCAUCCGCAAUGUCACUGUGGCCUACAAGUUCCACAUGGGGCCCUACAGCGAGACUGGGCGGCUUUUCACCGAGAGCUGCAGUGUCUCCCCCAAGCUCCGCUCCAUCGCCAUCUACUACGACAACCCCCACAUGGUACCCCCUGAGAAGUGCCGCUGUGCAGUGGGCAGCAUUCUGAGUGAGGGUGAGGAGUCUCCCUCCCCUGAGCUAAUCCAGCUCUACCAGAAGUUUGGCUUCAAUGUGUUUUCCUUCCCAGCACCCAGCCAUGUGGUGACAGCCACCUUCCCCUACACCUCCAGCCUGUCCAUCUGGCUGGCUACCCGCCGUGUCCAUCCUGCCCUGGAUGCCUACAUAAAGGAGCGGAAGCUGUGUGCCCACCCUCGGCUGGAGAUCUACCAGCAAGACCAGAUCUAUUUCAUGUGCCCACUGGCACGACAGGGAGACUUCUAUGUGCCUGAGGUGAAGGAGACAGAGCGGAAAAGCCGGGGGCCUGCAGAGGCCAGUGACACCCAGAUGGAUGGCACAGGAGCUGAUACGAUGAGUGACACAAGUUCUGUGAGCCUGGAGGUGGGUCCUGGCAGCCGGGAGACUUCAGCUGCCACACUGUCCCCUGGGGUGAGCAGCCGUGGCUGGGACGACGGUGACACCCGCAGUGAGCACAGCUAUAGUGAGUCAGGCGCCAGUGGCUCAUCCUUUGAGGAGCUGGACCUGGAAGGCGAGGGACCCCUGGGGGAGCCAAGGCUGAGCCCUGAGGCUGAGCCCCUGGGGACUUCCAAGUGGCCACGGGAACCUAGUACUCCCGAGAAGGGUGAGGAGUAACCCUAGGCCCGCAUCCUCCUGGGUUGCAUUUGCUAAGGAACUGAGCAGACUCUCCAGCCCUCUUCCUCCUUCACCUCUCAGGCCCAGGCUGGGGCCAGGGGUCCCAGUGGGGACCUGAUUUCCACUGCCCCAUGCUCUCGCUAAGCCUUUUUACCGCCCUCUCGGCUCCCAGGGCUAAAGGAGCCAAGGACUGUGUUCUGCACCCAGACCCUGGGGCUCCUGCCCCUCUGACGUGUUUUUUCAGAUUCACUUUGGAGCUUCCAGGACUCAGAAUAAAGCAGAUGGUUUUCUCGUUUCCCCUGGA
Enhydra lutris kenyoni (northern sea otter) is the source of this 1991-nucleotide messenger RNA. RefSeq names its product testis-expressed protein 264. The coding region runs from base 746 to 1687 and encodes 313 amino acids. The record is from RefSeq and is a predicted model, not a curated record. The transcript is spliced from 6 exons. Gene Ontology annotation, cellular component: replication fork; endoplasmic reticulum membrane; autophagosome membrane. Gene Ontology annotation, biological process: protein-DNA covalent cross-linking repair; reticulophagy. NCBI's taxonomy places the organism in Eukaryota, Metazoa, Chordata, Mammalia, Carnivora, Mustelidae.